This is a messenger RNA of Drosophila takahashii, 1994 nucleotides long. It is a transcript of the gene Shmt, whose product is annotated as serine hydroxymethyl transferase. Gene Ontology annotation, cellular component: cytosol; cytoplasm; nucleus. NCBI's taxonomy places the organism in Eukaryota, Metazoa, Arthropoda, Insecta, Diptera, Drosophilidae. Gene Ontology annotation, molecular function: glycine hydroxymethyltransferase activity; protein homodimerization activity; mRNA regulatory element binding translation repressor activity. Gene Ontology annotation, biological process: folic acid metabolic process; protein homotetramerization; L-serine catabolic process. The record is from RefSeq and is a predicted model, not a curated record.
AUUGUUUACGUCGUUACGCGUGUUUUUGAUUUUUUGUGGAAUUCUGGAAUUUCGGAUGCUGGCCAAGAGAUAACGACCAGAGGCAGUGGAACUCUUGGGCGGCCUUAUCACGGGGUUACGGGUCAGGGGUUAUCUUAAUCGCUUAUCAGCUGAGUUCAGUCGUUUCCAUCUCCUCGGCGGCGACGCUUGUUUUUUUCCGGCAGUUCCGAUUCGAACGCAGCCGUAUCCAUAGACAUGCAGCAGGCGCGCUCUACACUGCCACAAAAGCUUCGGUUUUGCUUUAGUCGGGACCUGAACACCCAAGUUAAGAACCCGGUUAACUUCGCCUCGAGAAAGCUGAGCGGAGCUUUAACUCGCGUCGCCGCCAGAAAUCAGACGCUAUCGCCAUCGGCAUUAUUCUCGGCGAUCAGACGAUUUUCGGACUGCAAACAGAGCGCUUUAAAGAACAUGGCCGAUCAGAAGAUGCUGCAAACCCCGCUGGAGCAGGGAGAUCCCGAGUUGGCCGAUCUGAUCAAGAAGGAGAAGGAGCGCCAGCGCGAGGGUCUCGAGAUGAUCGCCAGCGAGAACUUCACCUCGGUGGCGGUGCUCGAGAGUCUGAGCUCCUGCCUCACCAACAAGUACUCCGAGGGAUAUCCCGGCAAGAGGUACUAUGGAGGCAACGAGUUCAUCGACCGCGUGGAGCUGCUCGCCCAGAAGCGAGGUCGCGAGCUGUUCAACCUGGAGGACGACAAGUGGGGCGUCAAUGUGCAGCCCUAUUCGGGAUCUCCGGCCAAUUUGGCCGUCUACACGGGCGUCUGUCGUCCCCACGACCGAAUUAUGGGUUUGGAUCUGCCCGACGGUGGUCACUUGACGCACGGCUUCUUCACGCCCACCAAGAAAAUCUCGGCCACGUCCAUUUUCUUCGAGAGCAUGCCGUACAAGGUGAAUCCGGAGACGGGCAUCAUUGACUACGACAAGUUGGCGGAGGCGGCGAAGACGUUCCGUCCCCAGAUCAUCAUUGCCGGCAUCUCGUGUUACUCGCGCCUGCUCGACUAUGCGAGAUUCCGUCAGAUUUGCGACGAUGUGGGCGCCUAUCUGAUGGCCGACAUGGCCCAUGUGGCGGGCAUCGUGGCCGCCGGAUUGAUUCCGUCGCCCUUUGAGUACGCCGACAUUGUGACUACGACGACGCAUAAAACCUUGAGAGGUCCUCGCGCCGGCGUCAUCUUCUUCCGCAAGGGAGUGCGCAGCACGAAGGCGAACGGCGAGAAGAUCCUGUACGAUCUGGAGGAGCGCAUCAACCAGGCGGUCUUCCCCUCGCUCCAGGGUGGUCCGCACAACAAUGCGGUGGGCGGCAUUGCCACCGCCUUCAGGCAGGCAAAGACGCCCGAAUUCAAGGCCUAUCAGACGCAGGUGCUCCGGAAUGCCAAAGUCCUGUGCGAUGGGCUCAUCUCGCGGGGCUAUCAGGUGGCCACCGGCGGCACCGAUGUCCACUUGGUGCUGGUCGAUGUCCGCAAGGCCGGCUUGACGGGAGCCAAGGCGGAAUAUAUCCUGGAGGAGGUGGGCAUUGCCUGCAACAAGAACACAGUGCCGGGCGACAAAUCCGCGCUGAAUCCUUCGGGCAUUCGAUUGGGCACACCGGCUCUGACCACUCGCGGUCUCGCCGAGCAGGACAUCGAGCAGGUGGUGGCCUUCAUCGAUGCCGCCUUGAAGGUGGGCGCCCAGGCGGCCAAAGCGGCCAGCAGUCCCAAGUUGGCCGACUACCACAAGGCGCUGGACGAGAAUGCGGAGAUCAAGGCCCAGGUGGAGGAGAUCCGCAGGGGAGUGGCCCAGUUCAGCAGGAAGUUCCCGCUGCCCGGUCUGGAGAACCUCUAAUUCGUUGAUCGUCUUUUUUUUUACCCUCUUUAUUUGCACCCUCGAAAACGAAAAAGAAAUCUUAUGAAUUGCAAAUUUUCCACAAUAUUCAAGUGAAAUAGUAGUUAAGUCAUUAAACGCAUUUUAAUUUACAUAUAUCAUAA